AAUAUAAGUAGUGACAAUUAAACUAAAUAUGGGUUCUUCCUCGAAAAUCUGGAUGAUAUGGACAUGUUUUUUCUGAGUAUGUCAAGAAUGACAAAACAAUUACCAAAAUUUGAACAAGCUCAAAUUAAACUUGCAUUAAGUAACUCAGUAUUAUCUGCCGAAAUAAGAUGUAAUCAAGAACCAAGGUCUUCAGCUAUUUAUCCCAGUUAUCCUACACAACACCUAUAGGUUUCAACUCAUUCCCCAGCACCUAGUAUGAGUAGCUUGCAGACAAUGCCAUCAGCUUCAAGUCAAUCCUCAGCGCCUAAACAACAUUAUCAAGGAUCAGUGGACCAACAUAUUGCAGUACAAGACCAGACUCCUACCAGACCAACAUUACUUCAAAUGAUGUCCAUUCCGCAAUACCAAUAUCAGUGAAAUUAUAUUUUUUUAUUUGAAAAAUGAAAUCGAAAUUUUGUAUAUUGUGGCUUUUUAUGUGGUUGUGUUCACCAACCAACAGUAUGAAAAAAAUUCUUAUUGGUUUAGGAGAACCAAAUGAGCCAGAAUCAUUAAAAGCAAUGAACGCUGAAGACGAAUGGUUUACACAGAAAUUAGAUCAUUUCAAUCAUACUGAUAAUAGAACGUGGAAACAGAGAUAUCAAGUGAAUUUGAACUAUUAUAAAGAUGACGGACCAGUGUUUUUGAUGAUUGGAGGAGAAGGAGAAAUUUCAGCUAAAUGGAUGCGCAGCGGAUCCUGGAUUGAUUAUGCUAAAGAAUUUAAUGCCUUAUGUUUUCAAUUGGAACAUCGGUAUUAUGGUGAAAGUCACCCUACUGAAGAUAUAAGUACUAGUAAUUUAGUGUACUUGAACAGCGAACAAGCUUUAGCUGAUUUGGCAGAAUUUAUUAUUAAUAUCAAAAUUAAAUACAAAAUAUCGUCUACAGCUAAAUGGGUAGCAUUUGGAGGAUCUUACCCUGGGUCUUUAGCUGCAUGGUUAAGAAUGAAAUAUCCACAUCUCAUACACAUAGCAGUUUCUUCCAGUGGGCCUUUGUUGGCAAAAAUUGAUUUUAAAGAAUAUUUUAUGGUAGUUGAAAAUGCAUUAGCAACAUAUAAGCCAGAAUGUGUGUCACAAAUAAAAGAAGCAAAUCAAAUGAUCAAUUAUUUGCUUAAAACCGAUCACGGAGCAAAAAUAAUUGAAAAAAAAUUCAAAUUGUGUGAUCCUUUAGAUAGAAAAAACGAUAAAGAUGUAUCAUAUUUGUUUGAAAUUUUAGCUGAUAAUUUCGCAGAAAUUGUACAAUACAAUAAAGACAACAGACAUUAUUCGAAUCCUGAUCGAUCCUCGGUAACAAUAGAAACUUUGUGUGAUAUAAUGGUUAACAAAUCAAUACCAACUCCAUUAGAUAGGUACGCAGCAGUUAAUAGUAAACUAUUAUCUUUACAUAAAGCAGAAUGCCAAGAUAACAUUUAUUCCCAAUUGAUUGAUUUUUAUAGAAAUACAUCUUGGAGCAGUAGUGCAGCAAGAGGUGGUCGACAAUGGACAUAUCAAACUUGUACAGAGUUUGGAUUUUAUCAGACAUCCAGUCAAGAUAAUCAUGUGUUUGGUCAUAACUUUCCAAUAGACUUUUUUAUUAAUUUGUGUAUAGACAUUUUUGGAAAAUCAUAUAACGCGGAACUAUUAUCGGAUGCUGUCGGAAGAACUAAUACGAUGUUUGGUGAUUUGAACAUAAUAGAAAGCCGGGUACUAUUCAUACAUGGUUCUAUUGAUCCGUGGCAUGCAUUAGGUAUUACGCACGUAAGAACAAAAAACAACGUGGCAAUUUUUAUUAAUGGGACAGCUCAUUGCGCAAAUAUGUAUCCUCCGGCAUCGUCAGAUCUUCCGGAAUUAACGCAAGCUCGUACUACUAUCAGAGCAUAUUUGAAAGAAUGGUUGGCAGAAAAUGAUUUUGUUGAGUCAGCUCAAUAUACAUAGUAUGCGAUACGUUUAUUAAAUUUUAAUACUUAUUUGUGGUUGUAAUUAAUUAUUAUUAUAAACAUAUUAUAAAAUA
This is a messenger RNA of Rhopalosiphum maidis (corn leaf aphid), 2022 nucleotides long. Its product is annotated as putative serine protease K12H4.7. Lineage: Eukaryota; Metazoa; Arthropoda; Insecta; Hemiptera; Aphididae. Bases 441 to 1946 code for a protein of 501 amino acids. The transcript is spliced from 11 exons. Gene Ontology annotation, biological process: proteolysis. The record is from RefSeq and is a predicted model, not a curated record. Gene Ontology annotation, molecular function: serine-type exopeptidase activity; dipeptidyl-peptidase activity.